Sphaerulina musiva SO2202 is the source of this 1159-nucleotide messenger RNA. Its product is annotated as Aldo/keto reductase. The coding region runs from base 32 to 886 and encodes 284 amino acids. Lineage: Eukaryota; Fungi; Ascomycota; Dothideomycetes; Mycosphaerellales; Mycosphaerellaceae. The record is from RefSeq and is a predicted model, not a curated record. Gene Ontology annotation, molecular function: oxidoreductase activity. The transcript is spliced from 3 exons.
CUAGUUUAUACACUAACACACAACCGCAAAAAUGGCCAGUCUGACACUCAACUCGACCAUAUCUCUCCAAUCCGGCACUCGCCUUCCCUCACUCGGCUUUGGAGUCUGGGACAGUCCGAGCCACAAGACGGUACAGUCCUGUCUCUCGGCACUGGAAGCCGGCUAUCGACACAUUGAUACGGCGCAAGUCUACGGAAAUGAAGUCGAGGUCGGAGAGGCCGUUCGCCAGUCCCAACUGGCCCGAAAGGACGUCUACCUCACGAGCAAGAUCCUGUCACCGGCCGAGGAUGCGGAAUCCACGUACCAGAAAUGUCUCCAGAGCGUUCAGAAGAUUGCCGGAGACGAUGGCUAUCUGGAUUUGCUCUUGAUUCACAAUGUCAGUUCUGGUGCGGCGGGCGUCAAGCUGAUGUGGCAAGCCAUGGAGAGGCUGUUCCAGGAGGGCAAGCUGCGAGCCAUUGGGAUGAGUAACACGGGUAUAGGAAUGAUGGAAGCAAUGAAGGCCUAUGCCACGGUCUGGCCACCGCAUGUGAACCAACUCGAGCUCCAUCCUUGGUGUCAGCAGCGUGAGGUAGUCGAAUACUGCCACAAGAACGGCAUUGCCGUGGAAGCAUACUGUCCGCUAGUACGCAACCAAAAGGCCAACGAUGAGGAUCUGAAGGCUAUUGCGGAUAAACACGGAAAAUCUACACCACAGGUUCUGGUGCGAUACUGUCUGCAGAAGAAUUGGGUUCCUCUGCCCAAGAGCGAUACUCCUUCGCGAAUCAAGCAGAAUGCAGACAUUUACGACUUUGCCUUGAGUGACGAGGACAUGGCCACGCUGGACAAGAAGGAUCAAGGUGCCAAAGGAGCUCUUGUGCAGAUUGCGGAUAAUGAGAGUACGAAGUAGAAGAGUGAUCCAGAUUCUGCCUUGGAUUUGGCACAUAUAUAUUUAUUCUAGAGGCUCGGAACAGUUGCCACCAGGAGCCGUACAAAGGUCGAGUACUCAUGAUGGAACUGUUGGCUGCUGUUUCUGCCAUGUAUACAGCCUGGAACACCUCAGCCAGGAAAUAGGGAAGAAAAAUUAAUUCGGUACAAAGACAAGUACCUGAUAAAAUCACAAGUUCAGCACGAAAACGCUCCAUCCUUUCCGCAUACUCCACGUCGCUCGCCAAUCGAUCAA